AUGGCUUCAGACAUGCGCGAUUGGCAGAACUCCAAUGUAAUUGCCAAUAUGGAGAUACAAGAAGCCGCCGCUCGUGGUGAUGCGACAGAAGGCCAUGGAGCAGAAAGAGAGUCACGACGCAGCGAUGCCACUACAACCACAGAUCCAGAAAUGGCAAAAUCGAAUCGUAGUAGCGGCUCGCACUGGGGAUCGGAACCUGGCUUUGAGCAAAUUGAUGGCGACGUGGAAGGGUGUGGUUAUAAUGAGACAACUGUCGACAUCAUUGCGGUUCCAUGCAUCGGCGCCUCGCCUAUCGACACUUGGGCGCGAGACCCUCUCAGCGAGGGUUAUUUCACAUUCCCGCCGACGAACGAACUGGAUAAGUACUCCACCGUCAAAGAGUUGCCAGGUAGUAGCGUCCUAACGCCGACCAUCAAUCGCGUCCUGCCAAAGGCCAAUCAUAUAUGGAUUCGCCAGGGGAUCAGAAGGGAAGUUAGCAAGGCUCGCGUUAUGCUCUAUCGACACCGCGAAUUGGCAGAGGGGAUGACUAUCGAGACGGCUGCCGAUGAUCUCAUUGAGCAGCUAGUCAAGAUGCGCACAGGUCUUGAGAAAGCUCGCCCCAUCUUCUUCAUCUGUCAUAGUAUCGGCGGACUGGUGGUUAAAUUAGCUCUCGUCAAGGCAAGGAAGCGCGACGAGUUGCGACCGCUCGUGUUCGACUGUCACGGAAUCACAUUCUUCGCCACCCCUCAUCGCGGCUCGAGUUAUCUAUCGAUGCCAAAUCUUAGAGAGAGCAUCCAGCAUCUGCUGUUCUUGGAAAAGCCACUCCCCAGAUCCAUCACCGAUGAACUUCGCUUAGGCUAUAAGCCACUACUGAAGCUUCAUGACAAAUUCAUCGAUGUUGCUAGCGAGCUUCGCGUCUGGACCUUUUACGAAACUGUUGACUCUCAACUUUCCGGCCUCGGAAGCUACGACUUCGACGAGGUUCAUUUCAGCGCACCGAUUACUUCGAUCAAGUCUGGUCUUGUUGGCUUACGGACAGAGCAAGCAUUAUCUCUCGAGAGUGAUCAUGCUCACUGUGCUUCAUUCGGUCCUCAAAAUCUUCAUAUCAUGCACUCGUUUCUAUAUGAUCUCGGCGCAGCAGUUCGUAAAGCCGAACUACUCAGUUCUUCAUUCAUACACACUCCAUUACGCCUAUCCAGUAAAGUAAAAGUUGAGCUCAUAGGCUUUUAUGAUGAUCCAGACGGUGAAGCGGACCGGAGCAUACGGCUAUACAUCUCAAAACAUUACCUUAAUGAGUUCCUAGAAAAGGGACUGGAAGAUUGCCUACGGGAACGGAUGAAAACGAUGGCCCCGAAGAUCCGACGAGCUGUUCUUCCCCCAUCCCGACGCACUGCCGGUAGUCCGCCGAGGAUAUCUGGUGUCGGAAGUGUCGUCUGGAGCGGCGUGCGUGGAUUUGGUCAGAGAAUACUAGGAUCAUCCCAUUCCAACGAGGAAUCACGGAGCCCAGAACGUGACAUACCACAUCAACAGUCUCCCGAAAUAGUAGUAACAAGCCAUACGCCUAGACGGCCGUCUCUCGCGGGCGCGACGUCGGAACCCCUGCCGGCUGUUAACGUUUCUCCGACAAGAAGCAGAGGGUUAACCAUACCCUCUUCGGCGACUUCUGGGCUUUCUCAUGCACCUAGUGGGUCGAGUAAUGAAAGUGUCAGAUCUAGUAUCGAUGAUGUAUUGAGAACUCAGUCCGAGCCUAUCGCGGCCGAUACUUCGCCAAAGACAACUGAGAGUCGCCAGGGCCGCGAUAGCGGGCAGACAAUAGGUGAAAUACCUAUUUCCGAAGAAGGGAGAUCUGAUACCGGACGUAAGAGUCGUAGAGAACAGGUGAGCCGUGCUGCAUCGUGGCAAGACCUUACAGCCGGGUUUUCACGACCGAAUCCAAUGAAGAGGAAAUUCAUGUGGGUUCAUUUACCAUUCAACAAUCCAUAUUGGGUAAAGAGUAUAUUUGACAAAAUGUCCGAGAGCCAAGACCGGAGCUACUCCAAACUCCUUAGCAACGACUACUGGGCCAGCAAGCAUGUGCAAGGCAGACGUGCGAACUGGCAUGUUUCGUAUGUGAAGCCAGGAUGCGCGUUCGUCCCAGCGGAAACAACAGGCGCGCCUCGGUCCCCAUCCCCUGGGAAGAGUGGAAGAAGUAUCAGCCCCAACGUAUCUCCCGCACACUUCUAUCUCUAUCUUCCCUACCUCCAUUAUGACACCUACAUUAACAUUAUCGCGCGCCGUAAUAUCAUCAGGCGUCGGAAGAAACACGGAAGAGCCAGACCAGUUCCAAAAGACAUAGCCGAACUCGAGUCGCUAGAAUCUCGCGUGAUCUGGGAAUUCAUCGGGCACGACCCCCCGCUCAAUUGUCGGAGAACGCUAGAUCAGUAUGGCUAUCCAGCGCUUCAAGACACCUGGGCCCGUGAUGACGAUCAGAUGUUGUACAAGCUGACCAGAGAGAGGAUCAUGGACCCGUUGAAACGCAAGCGAGAUAUGUAUCACGCGGGCGAAGACCUGUCGAGCGCUGUCUCUCCGGCUAGUCGAUUAAUCUCAGUAGCAGAGAAGCUCGGCAGACCCAAUGGCACAAAGGGUGACGAGGAAAACGAAUCCGACGGAGACGCGGAUAUUAUCAACGGGAAUGUCCUGAUGAUAGACCAGCUAUGGCUUUGGGCCGUUGAUAAUACUACGCUAUUAACCUUCUUCCCCAAACGAGAAUCUCACCCGAUAGAAGGUCCCAUGUUCCAGCAAGCAGAUCUCCGCAACAGCAUCUACAACGAGCUGAACGGCGAUCUCACAGGUCGAUGUGAGAAUGUGUUAGAUCUAGCCGCUUUCGUCACUCUUCACGCGGUGACAGUCCUCCUAGACCGGGCUGCCCACCCGGACCUCGACAUAUUCCGAAUUUUCGAUGAAGCCAUUGGAAUAUUAACCGAAAGAAUGACCUCCUCGCUCAAGAGAUUCCGCAUGGAAUCCUACAACAAAACGCACUCAGACUCGGACUCAGACACGGACGACCCCGACGACAACCGCACGGAAACCAUCAAGAAGCGGCACAACCGCGAAGUCGAGCGCGCCGAGCGCCAGAACCGCGAAAUCACGUCCGCCGUCCUGGAGCUGCGCGACAUGGAAGACGAGCUGCGCACGCUGCUGAAUCUCUUCGCGGAGCAGCAAGACGUGAUUAAGAAGAUGCGCACCGGCUCGCAGUAUUCAGACGUCGCGACGCUGACCGAUUACGGACGCGAGUAUCUCAAGGAAGCACUGCAGCGCCUAGACGAGUACGAGAAACAAGCGCACGACAUGCUGGCCCGCGUCGACGCGACACGAAAAGACUUCGAGAAACUCCAAGGCAUGAUCCAGCGCCAAGCCCAAGUCGACGAAGUCCGGUGGUCGCGUCUGCAAGCCGAGCUCGCGAGCUCGCAGAACCUGUCGGUGAUGAUCUUCACGACCUUCACGGUGAUUUUCCUACCGCUCAGUUUCUUCACCAGCCUCUUCGGCAUGAACACGCAGGAAUGGGGCGGGCCGGACGAGAACAACUUCCCGAGCCUGAAGCUCAUCGGGGCUAUAUCGCUCCCCGCCUCCGCCUUCCUAAUAGCAAUAACCCUCGUAGCCGCCUUCAGCGGACGCAUACAGGGUCUAAUCAAGCUGAUAUACCGGUACUUCGAAGCCUUCGAGGAGCUAUGCUACCGCCCGAUCAACGGCGCCGCCGACCGCCUCGGGCGGCUGCGCACGAAGUCCUCCAGGGAAUCCGCCGCGAAGCGCAAGCGCCUGAAGGCCCUCGAGAAGAAGCGGCUGCAGCGCGAGCGCGAGCGCGGGUACGAUUUCUGGGGCGCCAUGCGCGCCGAACGGCGGAGCGAGUACGAGAUUCCCGAGAUCAAUCGCAAGAGGGCUAUGCGGAGCCGGGUCCCUGGUCGGGGGACGUGGGGGAGGUUCGUGGGUGAUGAUGGGCGGUAG
Molecule: messenger RNA, 3960 nt
Organism: Xylaria bambusicola
Lineage: Eukaryota; Fungi; Ascomycota; Sordariomycetes; Xylariales; Xylariaceae
Exons: 7
Coding region: 1-3960 (1319 amino acids)
Biological process (GO): transmembrane transport; metal ion transport
Cellular component (GO): membrane
Molecular function (GO): metal ion transmembrane transporter activity
Source: RefSeq, a predicted model, not a curated record